UUUGUCACCAACUGUCAGUUUGACAUUUUUGAAGCGCUGGAGCGAUCACCCGGGAAAAAUGUUGCGCCUCUUCACGUUCGCGUUCUUGGUCAUCUGGGUCCGGUGCCACCCAGCGUCCGAUAACCCAAGUUGCACGGUGGACCAGUUCCGCUGUGACUCCGGCCACUGUACCCCGCUGGUUGGCCGCUGCAACGGCGUCAACGACUGCCCGGACGGCAGCGAUGAGUACGGUUGUGGAUACUUGCUGUGCGAGGAACCGGAGUGGUUCCGGUGUCCGGACAACCGGUGCAUCAACGGUGCGCUGGUUUGCGACGGUCGGAGGGACUGUUUUGGCGGGGAGGACGAAGCCCGGUGCGGGAUUCGGUUCGCGCUGAGGUCCGGAUCCUGCGGGAAACGUCAGUUUGCAUGUGUCAACAAGCGGUGCAUUCCGGCGAGGCAGAUUUGCGACGGAGUGGCGGACUGCGGGGACGGAUCGGACGAGACGUUGGGAUGCCUGCUGCUCAGUAUGAAGUUGGAGGAGGAAUGACGAUUUAUAAUUUGACGAAAUGAGUAAAAAAUGACAAAUGUUUCUAUUU
Messenger RNA from Culex quinquefasciatus (southern house mosquito), 575 nucleotides. Its product is annotated as low-density lipoprotein receptor. The record is from RefSeq and is a predicted model, not a curated record. The coding region runs from base 59 to 526 and encodes 155 amino acids. Gene Ontology annotation, molecular function: protein binding. NCBI's taxonomy places the organism in Eukaryota, Metazoa, Arthropoda, Insecta, Diptera, Culicidae. The transcript has 2 exons.